This is a messenger RNA of Phytophthora nicotianae INRA-310, 3087 nucleotides long. RefSeq lists its product as hypothetical. Gene Ontology annotation, molecular function: nucleosome binding; protein binding. The transcript has 16 exons. The record is from RefSeq and is a predicted model, not a curated record. Gene Ontology annotation, biological process: chromatin remodeling; regulation of DNA-templated transcription; DNA-templated transcription. Bases 1 to 3087 code for a protein of 1028 amino acids. Gene Ontology annotation, cellular component: HIR complex; nucleus. NCBI's taxonomy places the organism in Eukaryota, Oomycota, Peronosporomycetes, Peronosporales, Peronosporaceae.
AUGCUGCUGGAGAAGCCCGAGGACGUCAAACACGAGAAUUCGUCGGGUACCGUGUGCGCCAUCUACGGUGUGGACGCGCACCCGACGCUGCAGCUUUUUGCGACGGCAGGUGGAGACAACACAGUAAAGAUAUGGUCGUUGCAGACGCCAGCCGAGGGAGGAAUUGCCACCUUUGAGCUGCUGGCUACAUUGGCGAACCACCAACAGGCCGUCAACUGUGUGCGCUGGGCAGGCCAUGGUCGCUACUUGGCCUCAGGAUCGGACGACCAACUGGUGCUGCUCUAUGAACUACAAGCAGGUGCUCCAGCUCCUGUCCCCUUCGGCUCCAACGCAAGACCCAACAAGCAGAACUGGGUACGCUGCUCCACACUCGAGAGGCACACGAUGGAUGUGGCGGACGUGGCGUGGUCGCCGGACGAUCGGAUGCUGGCAACCUGUAGUAUCGACAAUACCAUUUUGAUCUGGGACGUUGGCGUGGGUGCAGUGAGUGAAGUCAUGACGCAACCACUGCAGACGCUUACAGGACACAACGGAUGGGUCAAGGGCGUUGCGUGGGAUCCUGUUGGCAAGUAUCUGUCGAGUGCUGGAGAGGACAAAACGGUGCGGAUGUGGAAGGUAGCUGACUGGCAGCAGUCCGACGUCGUGACGGAACCGUUCGAGGGGUGUGCUUCCACUUCACACUUCCGUCGGCUUUCGUGGUCUCCUGAUGGAUCGGUCCUCUGUGCCACACACGCCUUCAGUUCCAAGAAAAACAUCGCGUCACUGCUUAACCGCGGAUCCUGGACAAACGAUCUCAAGUUUGUGGGUCAUCAGGGCGUCGUGACCAGUGCACGAUUUAACCCUAAAUUACUGGUAACAAAGGCAGAUCCGGAUAAGGAAUUCGCAUGCUGCGCUGUGGGUGGUGAAGAUGCGACUGUAAGCAUCUGGCUGGCACAUCUAGCUCGCCCAUUGGCGGUGAUCAAGGAUUGCUUUGAUUCAUCAGUCACAGAUCUCACUUGGUCUAGCUCCCAGUCACUUCUUCUCGCGUGCUCGCUCGAUGGAUCUAUCUGCUGCUUUCAGUUCGCAGGCGACGAGAUUGGUACUCCGAUCUCUGACGCGCAGCAGAGUAAACUUCUUCAGGCAAAGUAUGGAUCCCGUGCCGGCAUUACCCUUGCAUCGACUCUUGUGGAGAAUCCAAUUCAACUUCAGCUUGAAGAAAAGUCGACAACUUCACCACGUUUGGCUGUCAGUCAGAGUUCUGGUACAAUUGCUGCUCCCGUUGUAGCCCACACAACAAACACCCUCAUUCCAAAGAAGAAGAAGAAGCUUGGCACACAAGCAUCUAGUGCGCUUCAAAGCAAAUUACCGCCUGGAACGAACGCAAGCGACAAAAAGCGGAUCGCUCCGGUGCUCCUUCAAGCUGACGCGCAAUCUUUAGCCAACAAUCCCGCCUCAUCACAUAACAAUAUCCGCAAUAUCUUGGGCCCGACAAUCUCGUCACCUACAGCGUCGGACGUGACACUCUUGGAUUCUCGCAUGGCGUCAACAAGUGGAAAGGAGGUUAGCGUUGCCCCCGACACGAACAAUUCUGCAAAGCUUUCGUCGAGUUCUGCGCCGAGCCAUAGCGAGAAGACAGGACCCGCUCCCAAGGAAAAACCCGCUAUGUCGAAGACAACCGAUGCCCAUUCUAAACCGUCGAAGAUGGAAGUGAAGAAAAACGGGGUCGACGGAAAUUCUCUUAAGAGAAAACGAGAAAGUGAGCGUCCUCCAAUUCACACCACUACUGUGGUUGCAAAGUCGAGGGAAGUUGUUGCGCGGCCUCCGAAGCUCCUGAAUGAAAGCAGUGCUGGAGUGGCCAGAGGUGGCCAGCUGCUUCCUGAUUUCCCAUUCAGACUGCAGUUUUCUGUAGAAAUCGACGCAUCGACACGAUCCAAUGCGGCAAACCCCAGCUCGAACGGUAGAACAGAAAGUGGAUUGGUAUCUCCGAAAGCGGUGGUGGAAGUUACUGUUCAUAACCUGAAGAAUCCCCAGCCAGAAGAAGUCAUAGAAUUAGGCCCAGUUUAUUCGACUAUUAAAUGCUCCGACGGUAGCGAAGUCAAGUGGAUCGACCGUAUUCCGGGCCGAGCCGUGUGUGCAGUGGGAAACGCGAGUUAUUGUGCUAUCGGUGUACACAAUGGCGACCUUCUUGUACUCAACAGCAGCGGACGACGACUGUUUCCUGCUAUUGCUUUGGGUAGUGCCAUCUCAGUAAUGGAGUGCAGUGCGAGCGAGUCGCCCUAUCUGUUGGUAAUUCUGGCGACAGGUGAUCUCAAAAUCUGGAAUCUAGCGGAGCGCAAGCUCGUGCUCUCAAGCUCCAUCGAGGCAAUUACAAAUAUCACGCCAGAAGACCAUCGGAAGUUGACACUUCUCCGGUGUCAAGUGACGACAAAAGGAAUGCCGCUUAUCACGUUUGCAGAGUCCAACUCGGAAACGAAAGGUAACUCCAGCUUGCUCUCAUACACAUUCGACACUGGAAUGUCAUCAUGGAUGCGGGUGGCGGACGAUAGCUUCGUUUUCUCGGAUUUUGCGUCUGCCUUACCCACAGAUGCAGUCACAGUCAAAAGUGUUCCUAUCGGGCCAUUACGACGGCUUCAAAACGCGUCUGGCUAUGGCCGGACCCAGAGAGGAAUCGCGUCGGCAAUGCUUUCGACUAUGUCGGACCCGCUGAUGCAGCGCAACGUGACACGCUCGCACCUCGAGCACCAAGUUGCCACUGCGAUCAUAUUGAAGAGCUCUGCCGAGUAUCGGUAUUGGAUACAGGCGUAUGCGAGGUUCCUCACACAUGACGAGGAUGUCACUCGGUUGGACGAUCUCUGUGCUGAAAUGAUGGGUCCAUUCCACGCGCCGUCGUCGCCGAUUGCAAUGGAUGACGAGAACUCCACAUCAGAUGUAGGCAGCGAGUGGGAGCCGAUGGUGCUGGACCUCGUAAAACGGGACGUGCUGAAGUUACACAUCCUGCCCACAAUCGCAGCUAAUCGCGCGUUGCAGCGUGUGGUGACUAAGUACCAACUCAUGCUGAGCGAGAUUGAAGCUCGGGAGAAGACGGAAGAAGUCGAGGACGAGUCUUAG